AUGCGUCUCAUCAGUUCACUCGCUGCGGUAUUCCUGGGCUUUUGCGCCACAGCCGCUGUUGCUGAAGAGCCAAAAGUUGUCGGUUAUUACGAGUCGCCCAAUGGCAUGCGAUCUCCUUUCCCAGUGACCGUACAUGCCGGCCAGUGUGAUAACUUCCCGGCUUGGGUGAAGCAAUCCGACUGCAACGGAAGAAUGACAGAACACUUCACGAAGAACGUCUCUAGAUUUGAUUACGAAGUUCGCAGCUUCAUGUGUAAAUCUGUCUCUGAGCCUACUCAACCCAGCUCGACUCCCACAGGCACGCCAACGCCAACGCCAACUCCUACUCCUACUCCUACUCCUACUCCCUCGUCGUAG
Molecule: messenger RNA, 357 nt
Organism: Nannizzia gypsea CBS 118893
Lineage: Eukaryota; Fungi; Ascomycota; Eurotiomycetes; Onygenales; Arthrodermataceae
Exons: 3
Coding region: 1-357 (118 amino acids)
Source: RefSeq, a predicted model, not a curated record